Molecule: messenger RNA, 17086 nt
Organism: Caenorhabditis auriculariae
Lineage: Eukaryota; Metazoa; Nematoda; Chromadorea; Rhabditida; Rhabditidae
Source: the annotation of a GenBank genome assembly
AUGAAUCCGAGCGACUGGCCGCGAGGCCUUUUCUGCCAAGCAUGCCACGAAGAAAAAAUGCCCCGAAUCGCUUAUUUAACCGAUGAUUAUUUGCAUCAUUGUCUAGAGCAUUUUGAGAAGUUGCAGUGAGUUUGAUAUUAUGCUUCUAAAAAUCCAAACAAAAUUUUGAGUCCCGAUAAAAUGGACAUUUACUCGUUCAAGUGUAGCAUGUGCAAGACGCUGUUUGCUAAUUUCGACGGGCACGAUUCGUUGGUUUGUCCGAAAGAUAUCCGGAAAAAGGUAUAAAUUUUAAAAACUGCCAGUUCAAAAAGCUGUUUCAGAACAACGGGAAGCACAGACUUAUCAUGAACAAGUUUGAUCCGGGAAAUCGGCUCGAAUAUCGUCGUUUUUGCGAUAGAAAUCGUGUGGAAUGCGAAGGUUUGUAACGGUUUAUCAUUGUGAAUAUAUAAUUAUUGAGAUUUUUCAGUGGGAAAUUGCAAGCAGAACAAGAUGAGUGCGCUGGAUCCAUUGAGAGCGUUAGUUUGAAUUUGUUUUUCAAAAAAAUGUUUUUCAAAUGGAGAUUUUUGACUUGUUUUUCUCUGUGAAAAAAAAUUUUUUUCUAAAAAUUUAGCGAUUCCAAUUUUCAUAUAACUUGUAAGAAAAAUUCGCUUUUUUUGCAUUGAUAGAACUUAUAAAAUUACAUAUAUAUUCCAUUUUUCGCUUGAAAUUUCAACUCAUUGUGCUUUUUCCAAGUUUAGAACUUUUUUUAUCGUUAAAAAAAGCGGACAGAGUUCUGUAAUAGUUCAUUCUAUAUUCGUUUCCUUUCAACAUUUUCGAAAUUGAGGUGUUCAUAAUUCAUCAAAAUUAUGGGAAAAUUGUUGAGCUGGGAAAAUUUUUAUUAUUUUUUUCGAAAUUAACUCUUCUUUUUUUGGUUCUAAUUUUUUUCGUUAUUACUUCAUUUUUUUGAUCUUCCUCUUCACUCCUUAAAAUAAAGUAUCAUUUUCAAACACUUAGAGGUUGUUUAAAUUUUAUGUAUUGUUACUAAUUUUUUUGGACCUUCUGUCUUAUUUUUUACACCAACAGGUCUUUUUCAAAACCAGUUUUUUUUUCGCCUUUUCAAAAUUUUUUUUAAAUCGAGUUUCGUGCUCAACACUUUGAGGUUAUUGAUUAAAUCAAAUUUUUCGACUUCUAGAUUUUUUUUUUGAAUCUAGUAGGAUCACAAUCCUUUCUGAGUUAUACAAAGACCCUUGAAUGAAACUAGAAACAUAUCUUCGUCUAAAGAUUUUCAUGAAUGUCUGUGCUCCUUUAAAAACUGCAAUUUUUGAACAUUUAAAAAUUUUUUUUCGAAUAUGUUCUGUUCAGAAUCUUGAAGACGGAGUCGAGUCCGGACCUGCCGCCCCCUCCGCCUUUUCCAAAUCUGAAAGAAUCUGUGAAUUAUCCUGGAAGUUCAACUUCAUCUUCGCGUUCCGUCUCGACGUCUUCUGGUUUUCCUGAAACUUCUCGAAAUGUUCGUUUUUUAAUAGGCAAAGUCGAAAAGGUUCCAUAGAAAUGAAUGCUCCUUUUUGCGCCAUUUUUUCAGCCCUUAUGCACCAUUUUUGCUGCCUCUCCUUUUUUCCACUAUUUCUUGACCCUUUGAAAUCCAAAAAAAAAGGGAAGGGGUCGAUAAAAGGACUCUUUUUGAUGCCUUUCUGUAGCCUUUUCUGAGCCUUUCCCAUCUAGCGGCCCUUAUCCACCAAAUCAAAAAAAAAAAGAUUUUUGAAAGGUUCCGGUAGGCCAAGAAUUUCAUUAAGGUUAUUCUUGAACUCAGUCUGCUUUCUGAAAAAAAAAGCAAUCUUAUUUCGGUUUUUUCCCUUCGAGAAAAAAAGGUUCAAUGCCAUCUUCAAAGUUUUCCGGGAAAUUUAAGAAGCCGUCAGAGAGUGAAAAAGAUGAUUUAGUUUUGGAGAUUUAGAGAUAUUUUUGUGGGAAUUACCCUGAAAAAUUGAAUAUAAUUUGAGCAGAUUGUAGAUUACAGAAAUUUUUGUGUUUAACGAACUUUGAGCUCUUUCUAAGUUAUGAAAUUUCAUAGUCAUUGUGAUCUUUUUCCUCGGUUCGUUUCGAAAUUGAACGAAAUCCAAUGAUCUAAAUCAUAAAAAGAAUUUUCUACAGCCAAACUUCCGUUUUCCGGUCCUAAAUGAGUCAUUCCGCGAAAGAUUCCCGAAAUAGCCCUCAAUCUUUCUCUAACCAACGCUAUUUCCUCGAUUUCUUAACAGACAAAAUAUUCAAAACUUCAGGAGGCGGUCAAAAAUGCGUCGAUUAUCUUUUUCCUCGUAAUGUUUGUCCCCUAACGACUUCGAGUGGUUUUUACAGUUUUUUUAUUUUUUUCGCCGUAUUUUUUUGAUAUUUUCGUAGGAUACAGGCUAGAAAAAAAAAUAGGAUUCUUUAUUAGACGCAUAAAAAAUGUUUCUUCAUUAAAACUCGGUUGACAAGUAAUUUAGGAUACUCUGUUUGAAAGAUUAAGUUGAAAAAGUACAGUUUUGCAUUUUAGUAGAGUUGUAACGCUCAAAAAUUUCCACUGCAUUGAAAAAAAAGGAUUGUUUUUGCCUUAUAACUCUUAUUGAGGUUUGAAUUAUAUCAUUUCAAUGAAAAAAAGAAUUUUUUUGAGGCGAAAAAAGUUUACUAGAAUUUUAAAAACGCAGUAUAUUUCCACUUGUUCAGAAAAUAAGCUGUCUGAAAGUUCCUUUAAGCCAAAUUUCAUCGAGUUCUUAACCGAAGGCCUUUUUUUCACUUACCAAUAAGCGGUUUUCUUUAGAUCAAAGCUAAAAACAAAGUUGAAGUUGGAUUUUCUUGUUAAAAAAAAUAAAAUUUUGACUGUUGUCUUGGUUCCAGUAAUGCUGAAAGUACCAGAUAAAAUGAUUGUUUUGGAACUUUCGGAAUUCGCUUUUUCCAGUGAUUUUCUGAAUUUUGGAAUAAUUUUGAUGAUUUUUUUACGCUUCACAGCUUCUACGAGUUCUACGAGUCUACGAGUUACAAGAGAUUUUUUUCCAAAAUUUUAGUUUUCUAACAAAUUUUCGAACUUAGAAAAAAAUGAGAGAAGUUCUCAAUUUGCGUGAAAAAUUUCCUGUUUGUUUAAACUGUUUAUUGCAUCUUCAAUGUAAGAAAACAUGUGCAAUCGACUUUCAUUGAUUUGACUGUGUUUUAACGGCGGCAGGAGCUGUGGCUUAGGCAGAGAAGUUGUGAAUUUCGCUCGUAGAACAUCAGGUACAAGAGAGGUCGUAGGAAGAAGUCGGGUGCCGGCUUUCAAAAGGCCGAUGGCAGAGAUUGAGCCUUUUCGCUGCAUGCAGCUCCCAAUUUUAUCUACCCCGGAGGGAUGAAAGGCUUGGUCGACCUCGGGGGGACUCGAACCUACGACCUUGCGGACGUUAGAAAUUAGUUAUGCCAGCUGAGCUAUGCCGCCCCUUCUUUUCAUUUUACUAAUGUUUUUUUCUUUUCCUAAAAUUUCCUAAUAUUCGUAAAUUUUUUUUAAAAAGGUAAAAAUUGAUCAAAAAAAUAGAUGAUUUCCAGGCCCAACCGACAGCCGAAAAAACAUUGGCGCAACUGAUUUCUUCGGCCACGUUCAACUUGGACGAUUCUCCGGUGGAAGAGAAGGUCAUCGUCGAAAAACCACCCGAAAAGGAAACGCCGGAGGAAAUUUCGAUCGCGUUUUACAACGUCGUCGGCGAUUCUGAAGUCUUCGAAGAUCCGCCAGAAGAAAUCCCGAGGAAAAUCACCCGGUCGCAGAAGAGGAAGAUGUCGUUGGAAGUGUCCGAACACGUGCAGAAGAAGACUCUGCCGAAAAGAAGAACUCCGGCGCAAAAGAAGAAGACGUCGAAGGAAAUCGUCGCCAAUUCUGAAGCGAAUCGGGCUGAGACGACGUCGAACAUGCAAGAUUCUGAUGUCAGGAGUGCGGAAAUUUUGCUUGGAUUGGCGCCGAAGAAGGGAGGUCGGCCGAAGAAGACGCCGAAAGGCGCUCCAGGUGGCGACGUCGAAGGUUCUGAAGCUCAGAAGACGUUGACGGUUGGAGAUCCUGACACGAAGAUUUUAUUGGAAGACGCGCAGAAGAAGGGAAAUCAAUCGAAGAAGACGCCGAAAGGGGCUCCAGAUUCUGAAGCAAUCCCUGCUGAGAAGACGUCAACUGUCGAAAAUUCUGGAGUCGAGAAAACGAAGACGUCGCUUGCAAUUGCCCCGAAGAAAGGAGCUCCUCCAAAAAAGACGCCGACAGCCGCUCCAGACGGAACGAAUUCUGAAGCGACUCAGGCUGAGAAGAAGGUUCUUGACCUCCCUCCGCAGAAGAAGAUCGCAGAAGUGACAAAGUCGACGUCGGAAAAAGUUCUGGAAGAUCCGACUCGGAUUGAGAAGACGUCCCAGAACAACGCCGUCGUGGAAGAAAUCCAGAAAGACGUCUCCGAAAAAAGGCUGAAGGAAGAGAAAGUAGUUCUAGAGGAUUCUGUAGCGGCUCAGAUUGUGAAGACGUCGCAGAUCAUCGUCGUCGCCGGAGAAGUGAUCAUGGGAACCAAGAAGACUUUAGAAGAAGCUCCUAGACCUGAGAAGACGUCGAAGAACAACGCCGUCGUCGAAGGAUCCAAGAAAGAUGCCAUAUCAGAAGUGACGAGACAGUCGGGCGGAACCAAGAAGACGUCGAUAGAAAAUCCUGAAAAUUCUCAAGCAACUCCGCUUGAGAAGACGUCGCAGAACAACGCCGCCGUCAAAGAAGUGAUGAAGCCACUUGAUCGAACCAGGAAGACGUCGGAAAUAGUUCUGGACGAUUCUGAAACAGAAGUCGUCGAAGAAGUGGUGAAACAGUCGGGUCGAACUAAGAAGGCGACGAAAAAACUUCCUUCUGAAGCAACUCGGCUUGAGAAGACGUCACAGAACAACGUCGUCGUCGAAGAAGUGAUGAAGGAGGUUGACCGGACCAAGAAGAUGUUGGAUGAUCCUUCCAUCCCGAAGCAGAACAUCCCUUACGAGGAAACGCCGAAAAGGACCCUAAGAACCGAAAAAAAGAAGCCGCACUUCAGUAGCUCCUCCUCCAGCGACGGCUCCUUCGACGACGCCCUUGUCCUUUCCGAAGUCGCCCGAAAGAAAAACCUGCCCGAAGAUCCCUUGGAAAAGUCGCAUCUGCCGGCUGAAGACGUCGAAAAGACCCCGAAGAAAGCCUCGACGAAGAAGAGAAGCGACGACGACCCCGAAGUCUUCGCCAUUGGAACUCGUCUGCCGAAAAGCUCCGGGGUUUCCUACAGAAAGGUUCUUUCUUACGAUAUCUAGAACAUUUUGAAAUAAGAAAAAAUUGGUAUCUCCAACAAGGUAUUUUGAAGGAAUUGAAAUAAAAAAACUAAUAUAAAAAAAUUCCCAGGGUUUCUUAAAAAAAUUGGUUUUUUUCUUUUUCAAAAGCCUCAAAAAAAUGAGAGAAGUUUGGAUACAUUGCCAAGAAGGAUUUUUUUGAUCAGUUCGAAGUAGGAGAACAUAAAUUCUCUUUUUGAAGCUCUGUAUGACCAACCUAAAAAAAACACUGGGAAUUUUAUUCAAAAACUGCAAAAGAGGUUUUUCUUAAAAAAAUUAAAUGAAGUUUAAAAAAACCUCAUGUCGAAAAAAACACUCAAAGAAAGUUCGUUUUUGUUCCAGAUUUUAAAAUUGAAAAGUAAUUUAGAAAAAAAUGAAGAUUGAGAAAGAAAUUUUUCUGUUCAACUUGAAGUCCAAAGAACAUUCCAGGAAAAAUAAUGAUUAUUUUGGUUUUUUUGAACAGAAUAUCUUCAAAAAAAUUUCGUAAUACUCUUCGUGGAAAAUAUCCGUUUUUUUGGUCGAUUAGAAUCUUAAAAAAAACAUUUUUUUCGUGAGCAAAGUAUUUUUUUCAAAAAUUAAAAAAAGUUUGAGAAAACUUUGAUUGGGGAUUUUGCCGAAUUUCUAUUCGAUUUUUUUCUUAUUCUUUUUAGCAAAAAAACUGGGCAAAAUAAACGCAAAAAUCUCACUUUCUCAAAGACUAAAAAAAUCAUUCGAGAUGAAUUAAAUUUUAAAAAAAUGCUGAUCUCUUUUUGAGCAGAAAAAAAUAUUGUGUUGUCAAAAUUUGCUUUUUUUCACGUGAAAAAUUGGUUUAAUUUGUUUUUGAUAGUCAAGAAGCUGAAUUUCAGAUCACUGGAUUAAAAAAAUUUGCAUUAGUUCAAUUUCAGGUCGUCCAAAGAAGGCCGCCGCCUCAAUUCUCAAAAAAAGUAAUUUUUUUCCCGGAAUUCCAAUAAAUACGCUUUUUUUCAGCCGAAACUUCCAAAAAUGGCAAUAAAAUUGCAUCUUCGUCUCUUGGAAGAAAUUCGGUGCAGAAACCCCGAAAAAAAUGGUGAAAAAUUGUAUAUUUUUUUCUAUAUUUUUCAUUUUAAUGUAAUAACAAUGAAAACGAAUUUCAAGUUGAAAAAAACCAAAAUUUUGCAGGAGUUUCCGGGUUUCCAACCAAAAAGCGUCGCAUCAUUGGCAAUUGGAAAAAGAUGGAAUGGUUUUUUUCUAUUAAUUUACGUGGAAAUUGUAAAAAAAUUAUUUUUUUCAGCAAAUUCUGAGUGAAGACGUCGCCACGAUGCUCCUUUGAAAAAAAGCGAAGGUAAGAAAAAAAAUCUGAUGGAAAAAUAAAUUUUGAGAAUUAUUGUUGAAAAAUAUCCACAGAAAAUCCUUGGAAAUCCGAUUUUUUUCAUUUUGAAUACUAGGAAUAUUUCGAAUUUCUUUUUUUUGGGUCUUGAAGUUUUCCCUAAAGGGCUUUUCAAUAAGAAAAAAACCUUCUCAAAUUCAUUUUUUUCGGAGUUUUUUUGAGAAUUUCUAUAGCCUUUUGAAAGUAUAUUUAAAACAUACCACAUUUAAACCUUUCAACCAGUGGAAUUUAUUAUUUUAGGACUUUUAUUCCUUCUUAAAAGUGAGUUUUUCUUUUAGCAACUUCCAAAAAGAAAUAUUUUUAGAUUUUUGAAUUCAGGAAUUUUAUCAUUUUUCAAAAGUAUGAAUUGGAUAAUCAUUUCAAGAAGCCUAUAAGAGUGAGAUUUUAGAAAUCUGGUCUUUUUACCCCUUUCAACUGAGUUUUAGGCUUUUCACUAUAAGAACACCUGUGAAAAUUAUUAGUUUUAUUUUAAAACUUUUAUAACUUUUUUAAAUGUGGCUUCAAAUAAGUAAGAUUUCAGUUUUACAUUUCAGGGCCUUAUAACAGUAAUAUGUUAGCAUUUUCCUUCAGAACCUAAUGAAAGUGGGAUUUUAGAAAUUCCUUUUGGUAUCACAUCAACUUUCAACUGUUAAAUUCUAGGUUUUGCACUAUAAAAAGUUCUGACUUGUGAGAAUUUGAAUUUUAACUCGAAAAAACCCAUUGAACUGUUAAAUUUAAGAAUUUUAGCUCAUGCAAACAAAUCAAUUUUUGAUUUACCAAAACAGGAAUAACAGAUUAUAGACUUUUCAUAAAAAUUUAUUGACCUCUACUCAAUGCUCAAAAAAGUUGGUGAAAAAAGUACCGCAAUGAUUUUUCUGUUUAAAUAAUUUUCUUAAGCAAAUUUCUGCCUUUAACGGUAAGAUUUUAGAGUUUGAUUUGGGUUGAUUUAUAUAGUGGGAUUUUUAAAUUUGUUUCCAAGACUUUUCUCUUCUUUUGCAGCCAAUUUUGAAAUUUUCCUUUAGCGCCUUAUACAAAAAAGGAGAUUUUAUAGUUAUAUUGCGGGAUUUCUUCCGCGUUUUUCUUCACAAAAACGACUUUCAGGCCUUCGAACACAGUAUCAAUGAAGACCUGGUCCGUCUGCCCAGUCAAAUGGACGAAGAGGAACGAAUCGCCCACGAAAUCGCGAUGAAAGAACAACUCCGACAGAAGGAAGCCAACGACUUGGCGAUCCAGAGACGGAUUCAAGACGAAGAACGGAGGAUCGUCCGGGAGAAACUCGAAAAAGAGUGGAUGGAGGAGAAAUUGGCCAAGAAGGAGGCGCAAAAACAGAAAGUGAGAAAAUUUAUCGAGAAAGUUUUUAAAAAAAAAGAGAAAAUUGAUCUCCGCGCUUGCUCAAGUUCCACAGGAAAAUUGAGUCAGGUCUUUGAAAAAUUAGUUUUUGGCCAAAAAUAGAUCUUUGUGCUUUUUACAACUGUUUUUCGUAAAAUUUUCAAAAAUGGCUGAUUUUCAGUCGUCUAAAAUAAAUUUAUACAGAUAAGCCAGGCUUAUUUUGAAAAAAAAGGACCAGAUAGCUGCUGGAAAGGCUCAGAAAUCAAAAAAAUUAGUCGAAAAAAAUUACAAAAAAAAAUGGAUCCCCCGAUUGCUUGAGUUCCACAGGAAAAAUUAUGUGAGGUCUUUGAAAAAAAUCCUUUUUUUGGCCUAAAAACAUCUUUUUCUCAUUUUUUUAAACUUUUUUUCAACGUUUGGAAGCAAAUUCAACAGAAUUUUUGAAAAAAAGGACAAAAAAAUAGCUGCUCUAAAGCUCUUUUGGCGCCAUCAUGUAGUCCUUUUUCCGUAAUUAACACAUUUUUAAAAAAAUCUGUUUUUAAAACUUGGUACCGAAUUUGAUAAAAAAAUUAUGGUUUUUAUUUGUAGUUUUAAUACAAUUUUCUUGACAUUAAGAUCCACAAACUCGUGAAAAAUCUUCGAAUUUACCAAAUAUAUAACUUUCUGCAAGGUCCCAUUCGAAUCUUUUUAAAAAUUUGUGUUCAAAACAGUUCCAAAAAAAACAUUGGAAAAAAAUUUGAGUCGAAUUAUUGUCUGAAAAUGUUUUGAAAUGGACUCACUAUAACGAAUAUUUUUUGGUCUACCCGCUGACCGCAGAUCACGUUUUGUCCUGAGCUUAUCUCCAACGCAUCAUUCUUUCGUAACUCGCCAAAAAAUAUCAUUUUUCUUCAUUUUCUGUUUCCAUUUUCUCUUCCGUAUUGUAUUCAGUGGAAAGUUAUUUUUCCCUAUUUUCCUUUAAAAACUUGUUGUUUUCGACGUUUUCUGAUAAGAUAAUAUCUAUGAGAAGGUUCAGAUAUAGAAAAGUUAAUUUCAGUAAAAAAUAAUACUGAUAGAAGUCAUUUUCGAGUUUCAGUAAAACGCUUUUCCACUUUUUGACUUCAGUUUUAGUUUUUUUUUUUCGUUAUCUGUCGUUUGAAUGAACAAGUUUUGCUUCUUUUUUCUUUCGACGACAAAAAUAAUACUUGCAAUGGCUCUCCGUCUCGAGAUUUGCUGUAAAUUAACUCUAUGAAAACUUCAGCGAAUUUUAGAAUGAAUCGUUCAUUUUUCAUCCGUAGCAUCACUCAAAAGGAUUUUGGGACCAUUCCAGUUACUUUUGAACUUGCAUUGUUUUUUUUUUAAAUGAUCACCACCAGAUUCCGAUUUUUUUCAAUGUCUUUCAAUUCGGGAAUGUAGACAGUUUCCUCAUACUUUCAACUUCAACUUUCAGGUAAUCAAGAGAUCUCCGGGCAGUAACCGUGUCCGUUUCGGAAUCGAAAACGAUCUGGAAAUCGUCAAAGUUCUACCGCCACCACCGCCACGCUCGCCUCCACCUCCGCCGCCACCGCCGCGAACAAAAUCCAGAAAAAUAUCUCCGAUCCCGCCUCCGCCGCCGCCUCGAGAGAGCCCCGUCGAGCAGCCCAACGUGUAAAUUGCCAUUGAAAACUCGAAAAAAAAGCCAUUUUCAUCCUCAAAAAAAGUAUUAUAAUUCUGCGCCGGGUGGCCCGCUAGAAAAAAAAAGCUUCAUAAUUUUCUCUCAUAUUUGCCACGUGGAUCAACGGGCGCACCCGGAUUAAGCCCGUGUUUUUUUAGGGUUUCGGAUACUCAUUGGGGCAAAAAUGGGAAAAAACAGGUGCAUUAAGAAAUGAGUGACCCAGCUAAGUUAAUAAGAAAAUUUGAGACCCAAAGGGGCCUUAUCUGUGCUUUUAAAAAAACGCCAAUUGACUCAGAGGCUGCGCUCAUACGGGCACACCCACUGAUUGCCCGUUUUAGCCCGUCUGAUCCCUCAUCAGCAUAAGAAAUUUAUGCUUGGUAAUUGGUAACGCGAAACGGACGUGCUCCGGACGCUUCUGGGCGAUUCUAGGUAUCACAUAAGAGUGCUGAGGCUACCAAAGUGGUCCUUAAAGAUGUCCCGACGCGUCCGAUUCGCGUCCCGUUCGCGUUACCAAGGUCCGAGCAGAUCAUUUCAAAACUCUACCAAAAAUAAAGUUAGUACCACCUCGAGGUUAACACUUGUUAUAUUGGUGCCAAAACUCCUCUCCCCCUGACAAGGAAAAUGAUUCUAUUUUGAGAAACUCCUGAAAAUUAGCCAGACUACUUUUUGAUGUACCAGAAAAUGAUCCUGUAAGUAGCAAACUCCCAAACUUGCCAAUUUCCCAGAAUAGACACCUCAAAAUUGAAGAGAACCCUCAAAAUCCGUAGGCCUUUUUUGGCUUUGAGUCUUUAUUUCUCAAAAACUACGCAGUUUUGAAUAUUUAGUCUUUCUGGAUCUUUUUUUCGAUGCUUCAAGGAGUUGAUCUGGCCAAGUAAAAAUAGCAGAAAAACGAAGAGAAUCCUCAAAAAUCGGGUUAAAUAUUUUUUUUAGGCAAAUUGAAAGUAAUGUUCGAAAUUCAAAAAAAGAAGUAAAAUUUUGCAGAAAGUGCGAAAAAUUUGAAAAUCAUCAUGAUCAGUAUUCAUUUUCAUGAAAAAGUUUGUCUAAAUGAAGACAUUUUCAGCGCUUUUCUCACAAAUCUACUUCUUAAACGAUUUUUAUGACGACUUUCUAGCCCAAUUGAAAAUUAAUAAAUAAGCCGUUUUUCAAACUAUAAUCGACAUAUUUUUAGGACAAUGGUUAACAACAACAACCAAAUCUCCAACUAUAACUACGCCCUUCCUCCUCCGCCGAACUGUUCGUUUCCUUAAUUUCCAGAAUAUUUUCCUAAUUUUCCAAAUUCAGGGCCUUUCCCACCGCCACCCUUCUAUCCGCCCGAACAGCAGCAUUACUGUCAGUUUAUUUCGAAAAUCAAAAAUAUUGACUUUUUGAUGAUUUUCAGACCAGAACUACAUGGCCCAAAAUCAGGUGGCAGCCUACGGUCCGAAUUACAGUUGGUUUUUUUUUUCGACGAUUUUUUGAGGCCGAUGAACAUGCAAUAUUGAACAAGCAUUUUUAAAAAGAUAAAGUAAAAUUUGAAUUUUCCAGGUGACUACUACAUGCAGAACGGUCAAGUGGCUCCUUACAAUCAUAGUUUCGGUAUAUUGAUUUUUUUUUUCUUGAAGUUCAAUGAAAAGAGUUUGGAAAGUUGAGAAUUUAAGAAAAAAAUAUUUCGACGAAAUCCAAGAAUAAAAUUGAAUUUUGAAGAGUUUAGAGAGUUCAGGAUCAUUAAUCGUGAUUUUAAAAAAAACCUGAUAGUUUAUUUUUCUGAAACGUUUUGCCAUGCUGAAGUGAAAAUAUACAAAUUUUUUUAUAGAACAAGUGGAUCAGAAGUUUUUGGAUAGAAUAAUUCUUAUGAGAUUCACGACAAUAUCGAAAUUUUUAUUUAUUUAUUCAUUUUUUUCUUUUGAUAGUGUUUCUAAAAUCAUUCGAAGGUCAAUUUGAACUUUGAACCUGAUUGGGUCUCUUUUUUUCCCUUUCAAAACCGAAAAAAACUCUGUUUUUGUGAAUGAUUGGAAGGAUUUUUUUGAGCUUACGUAAAUUACGAGAAGCUGUUCAUUUUCAGAAAAUUCAUAGAAAAGAAUCAUAUGAUCGCAUUUAUUUAUUUUUGAAAAAAAGCAAUUUACAUUUUCAAACAAAGUAUUUUUCAAAGCGAUAAAAAAAUCGAGUAAAGGAAGCUAUACAGAAAUGGUUUUUUAUCGGGUAAAACUUGAAAAAAAAAUUUUUUUAAUAUUUCAGUGAAAAAUGCUUUGAAAUACCGUUAUGUGUGUUUCAAGGAAAGUUUGGAGUCGAUCCGUCAACUAGGAAAAAAGUUAGAAAAUUUCACUAAAAGACCUACCGUAACCCAGUGAGGGGGCGGAGCCUCACAGUAACUAGCCUAAAAGUUUACAAAUUAUGUCUAGUAACUGUGACAACAAUUUAAACUCUCAAAACAAAACAUGAAAUUCUUGUACCAACGCUUCACUGCAGUUCAUCGACUUUCUCAGAAAAGGUGUGUUAAAAAGAAGAGUCUUAGAAUGAAACGUUUUUUUAUAGAUGUUUGAAGGAACUUUAGAGAAUAAAUUUUGUAGCUUCAGUUAAGUUUUCCGUUUUUAAGCAACUCAGAAAAAAAGCUCAUAAAUAAACUGAAAUAAAAAAAAAUAAAUUUAUGAAGGAGAAAUGAGAAAAAAAGAAGCUUUUAGGACUCGAAUUUUUGAACGAAAAUCUUCUAUGAAUUGACUAUAAACGACAUAUUUUUAGCUGCCCAUCAAGCUCAACAGUAUCAUUAUCAACAUGGAUACCGGGCUGGUUAUGCUGCUCCACCGGGCGGGUUCUUCAAUAAUCAUCCCGAUUUUUCACGGCCUCCUCCUCCGCCUCCUCCACCUCCUCCUCAUAACCAAUAUAUCCCGAAUCAUGCUUGGGUAAGCCCUAGGAGAAAUGUGGGCAAUGAAGAAUCGCCUUGAAAUUCUACAAAAAUUUGUAAUUUUAGCCGAAAAUCGUGCAAAAGAUAAGUCAGAGAUCAGUUUUUUCCUGAAACUAGGAGUAGCUGAAGUGGGCCCUGAAGGGGUUUUGAGGUCUAGGGGGUCCUAAGGAAUGGUAUAAGAACCUCCUGAAGGGAUUUACACCAAGGACCCCGAGGAGGCACUUGAAACCACUUUUCCAUUGAGGAAAUUUCACAUUUAAGCCCCUAGAAUAGCGGGGAAUUCACACGAACUGCAAACUGUCUAAAGUGAGUCUUAAAUGAUCAUUUAGGGGUACUAUAGGGGGCGAAAAACAGGGACCUCCAGUAUACCUCCGUAGGGGUUUUUUCCCCUAGAGGGCCCGCUUUAGCUUUUUGCAGAACCUCCUUCUUUACCAGGAAAAAAUCGAGUCAUGGGGCUCCACAAAGACUACUUGUAAACUACACUAAAGUGGCCACUAAAACCACCUCUAUAGUAGCCACUAUUUUUCGCCUUAGUGCCCAUUAUAGUAGUUUUUAGUGGCCUAGUUGAACCACUCACACUUCUAAAGAGGAGACUGAUUUUUGGUCACUAAAGCGGCCACUAAUUCGACUACUAUAGUGGCCACUAAAGCGUCAAAACCGGAAUUGGUCAAUAGACGCUUUCGCACUACCUUAGAUUUUCCGAGUUUUCUUGUCUACGAGAAACCCAUAUCAUCCUUUUUUUUUUUGAUUUUGAUAAUUCUAUAGUUCAUAGUUACAAAUUCCUGCAGAUUUUCUCUCCAACUUGAAACGUUUUCAGAAAGAUCGUUUCUCUCCGCCGAAUCGAGAACCUUUCGUUCCACCUCCGAAAGUUCCGAAUCAAGUUGUUCAGUUCAAGCCGCCGAACGUUCAGAAGGUUAGUUUUCCAAAAAAGGGUUGAAAAAAAGCCAAAGGGAUAAAUUCGGAGCUUUUGAUGAGAUGGGUCGACCCGGGACGGUAAAAUUGUCAAAAAAGGCCGUUUUUUUAUAAUUGUUUCACACAAUCACAUCAUUUUUUUCUCAUUUUCAACCUCUGGUCUUCCCGGGGCGAUGACUUCAAAGUGCGGGUCGACCCGGGGCUAGCCGACCCUCGAAGCGAUCACAUUGUAAAAAGAGCCACUUUUCUUAAUGCUAUCACACAAUUUCAACAUUUUUUUUUCUCAUUUUCAACCUCUGGUCUUCCCCGGGCGAUGACUUCAAAGUGCGGGUCGACCCGGGGCUAGCCGACCCGUGAAGGGAUCGUAUCGUCAAAAGAGCCACUUUUUCUCGAUUUUUUUCACCCAUCAUCAUCAUCACCAAUAUUUAUUGGUUGUUUUAGUCAGAUGGAACCGACUAGGCGGUGAAAAAAUUGCUCUUUUGAGCGGCACUAACACCGCCUUUGGCGAAAAAGAAGUCAAAACGUGUAGUUGAUUGAAUCUAAAGCAUGGUCUUACGAUCCUUCUCCUCGCUCUUCCACAAGUAGAUCCAUCAGUUCCGCUUGUACGGGCACGGCGGUGAUGGUGGAGCUCGGGAAAUACACGGAAUGAAUUUAGAAUAUUUUUUCUUAUUUUCAACUUUGCUCGACGGGUCGUCCCCGGGCGGCUACUUCUAAACGCGAGUCAACCCGGGGCGUCCCAUCGGCAACCAUAUAUAGUACUGGUCGUAACCCAAACUUUCGAUCGUAUAGUUAUAGAAAAAAAAUACAAGGCUGAUGUAUGAUUUCAAGGUUUGUCCUUGCAGAAUCCUGAUCCAAUUGUCGAGUUCCCGGAGCCGCGACGCUCGCGCCUCGACAGCUCUGAAACGACGAGGAAGCGCAAACUCAGUGGAGGAAACGACGUCGAGAAGGUCUGCUUCUUUUUUUUUUCUUAGUUUUUUUUUUUUUUGAAGUAUAUCAAUUUCUUUCUAACCUUCAGUAAAUUUGAAAGAAUCUCCACCAUGAAGGUCAUUUUUUAUUGUCUUUCCAGUAGACUCAAAAAAAAUUACAGAAGUUGUUUGCCCUGAAGAGUUAAUUACUGGAAUCAAAAUUUUUGCAUCUUCCAUUUUUCUGGCGUAUGUUAUAGACAGAAAAUCAAAAAAAAAAGUUCAUUUCUGAGAGGUUUUAUUUUCUCUGACACUUUUGGGGGCGGAAUUUUAUCAUUUUCAAAUGAUAUUCACUUUCCCUUUUCACAGCGAAAAACAUUAAUGAGUGAUAAAUCCUGAGAGUUUUUUUAUGAUUUUUUUAGCGGCAUUCUAGAAAAUACGGUCUUUUACAAAAUGCGACCCCUUUUUGUGCUCCACUACAAAUGAAUAAAAUACGGGCGUUUUUUUGAAUUUUUCAUUUUUUUAAAUUAAAGGAAAUUCUAAUUUUUUUCAAUAGCUUUCUGAUCAGUAUAAUGGUGCCUCUUGUUUGUUUUUGAUAAUAUAUUUUUUCAAACAAUUUUUCAAGAUUUGUUUUGUCCCAAACUCAACUGAUUUCACCUUAUCCCGGUUAACACAAAUUCAUGAACUGUAUGAAAUGGUUUAAAAUGCUCCUAAUCAGAGGCUUUUUUGAGCAAUCAACGAGAAGUGUUUGAUAAUGAAUUCAUUUAUUCCGUCGGAGUACUUUUUUGAAUAGUUUUUUUCAAAAAGGAAAUAUAGGAAAAAAUACAAAAUUCGAAAAAAAAAAAGUGGGAGAGAAAAUAUUAAUGCCCAUAUUUCAUUGAUUUGCAGUGGAGCAGAAAAAAGCGUUCGCACCGGUCGCCUUUUGGAAACGCCCGUACUUUAUAGCAUGCCAAUUUUAGAUGCAAAAAAUGUUUUUUCUGCUCCUAAUUUAGCGUUUGAUUGGAAAAAUUCGAGUUAGUCGGAAAAGAUAAAAAAAAAUUUUAAUGAAGGCUUGGAUAUCUGAAAAUUUAAUAAUAAGGUUCGGUCAAAAAUGAAAUAUUUCAAUAAAGUAGCAAAUAAACUGCAAUAAGUUAAUGGAUAUGGACCUAAUCAAGAAAAAAUAAUGAAACUGAUUUGAAAUACGAAAGGCCAGAAGUCAAUAAAAUAAUUUUCCAAGUUGAGAAAAUUCCCUUACAGACUCCGCCUGCAACCAUGGAAGUACCGGCGGCCGUCGAGAAAGAAAAAACGAAGAUUUUUGUCAUAACUGAACCUCCGAAAAGGAAUUUCAACUCUGGAAUGGUAGGUUUUGCUUAGUUUUGUUGGAAAAUUAUUUGAAGUUUUGAAAAAAAAAAAUCUACUUUUUGGUUAAUUUUUGAAAGUUGCGCCCGGUUUUCUGACUGUAUAUUGAAAAAGAAAUUGUACAUGCUUGUGAAUAUUUUUCUCUGGAUUUUUCUUGGGUCUUUUUACCUAUCAGCAAAUAUUUUAUUAAGAGAAAAAAAUGAAUGAAUAAUCUUAAAAGUCAACAUUUUUCACGCAGAUUUGAUCUUCUUGCAGCAAAUUUUGACCGAUUUAUUUUUGAUUUUUGCAAAGUUAAUUUUAAAUAACCAUUGAAUUGAAUAAUGAAGCAUUUCUGAGCGAAAAUAUUAGAGUUAUAUUUUUUCGCAUUUUUCAAAAUAUUUUCUCAAUUUCAAAAUGUUUUGUUUAAUUCAGUCAAUGGUUACGGUAAAUCUCGUGACAGGACCUCGCUGUGAUCGCUUCCGAGCGAUUGGGACAGAAAAAUUCAAUUUUCAUAAAAGAUUAACUCGGAGAGCAAUAGAAGAGCGUAAAUUACUGAAAAAUAAAACCAAAAAGCUUGUUUUUUGAUCACUUGAUUUGAUUCUUUUUUCAGACGAGGGGUUUUGGUAGAGGCCGUGGCAGGAUUUCGCCGUUCUCGUCUUCACGCGAAGUAAGCCCAAAAAUCGGAAUUUUUCAAAUAUGCUUUUUUUGAACAAAAAUAAUUUCCGAUUUUUUUUUCCUUUAUUAUGAUUGAUCGGGAUCUGACCAAUUUUUUGGUCAUUUGAACAAAAAAUGAGGAAAAUUUUUCCCGUCUAAUAGCUAUACUACCGAUAUUUUUUAUUUCUGUUUUUAAUGAUCCUUUUUUCCAGAUUUCAGCCAUUGGUUAUGGAAGGGGACGUGGCAGGUCUCCGUCGAGUUCGCCACAGCGCAAGGUGAGUACAAAAAAAGGAGUUGGAAAAGAUGGUCCCCUAGAGUGAUCCUAACUGAAAUUCCUAAAGUUGUCCCUUUGCAAUCAUAGGAGGAGGUAAAAUGGUUCCCUGUGGGCAGCCUACAAGAGGCCCUAAAGUGCCACUCUAGGGACCACUUCACGUUUCAUUUAGAGUUACAUUUCGGCUUGAAAAAGUUUUUAAAAAAUCUGUUUGACUUUUGAAUUCGCAGUUCAUCCACCCAAUUUUCGAGCUUUAUACUUUUCGGGCUUGAAACCUUUAAAAAAAGUGGCGACCAACCAAAAGCCCUAAAGUUUCCCCUUUUGCAAGAAUUGGUGCCACAUUAGGAGGAGGUAAAAUGGUUCCCCCGAGCGGAGCCUACAAAAGGUCCUAAAGUUGCCCCUUUGGCGAUCCUAAUUUUUUCCAAAAUUUCAUGUCUUCAGAACAGACUUGACAUGUAUUUGAAGGAUAGUCGAAAAUUAUCAUUUUGUGCAGACGCCGGAAUAUGAUAGAGGUCGUGGAAGAUCGCCAAGUCGCUCUCCCCCGAGAAAAGAACGCAAACGCGCUCGGAGCUACAGCCGCGACAGCGACAGCGAUUGA